Colletotrichum acutatum is the source of this 1753-nucleotide messenger RNA. RefSeq names its product pyrroline-5-carboxylate reductase. The coding region runs from base 240 to 1271 and encodes 343 amino acids. Gene Ontology annotation, molecular function: pyrroline-5-carboxylate reductase activity. The transcript is spliced from 2 exons. NCBI's taxonomy places the organism in Eukaryota, Fungi, Ascomycota, Sordariomycetes, Glomerellales, Glomerellaceae. Gene Ontology annotation, biological process: L-proline biosynthetic process. The record is from RefSeq and is a predicted model, not a curated record.
AGGAGGUGGAUAAUAAUAUUGGCCAGGGGAUUCUUUAACUCAGCCUUCAUCUCCUAUCUUUGUCUGAUAAACUCUGUUUAUGCAACCCAAAGAUCCUUUCUCCGAAACUGAGGUUGUUCAUAUUGUUCUACUUUUUUAUUGUUUUUUCUUGGACUAUAAAUUAGAAGCACCAUCCUUGGCGCGAUAGACAUCCAUCACUUACACCGCAUUCUCAUUUUCUCUCAUAUCGCUUCUACAUCAUGUCUGUCAUGGGGGAUCACAGCUCUUCGGAGCUCACCAUGACCGUUCUCGGUUGUGGAACCAUGGGUAUCGCCAUCCUCAAUGGCAUCUUCACUUCCCUACUAGAAAUGCAGGCUCCCAAGCCUCUUCAGACCCUCCACACCCCCUCGGCGUCGGGCACAUCCACCCCCUUGGGCGACGAGGUCCCCCAUCGCCUACCAUCCCGCUUUAUCGCCUGCGUCCGCCGCUCUGACAGCGCCAAGAAGGUGAAGAAGGCCUUGUGGGAGCACUCCUCCAUCCUCAAGGUCGUCCAAAACGACAACGUCAACUCCGUCUCCCAGUCCGACGUCGUCAUCCUCGCCUGCAAGCCCUACAUGGUCAAGGACGUCCUCAGCGAACCCGGCAUGACCCGUGCCCUGCACGGCAAGCUCCUCAUCAGCAUCUGCGCUGGUCUCACCGAGGAGCACCUCGAGGAGAUCCUCCACGGCGCCGUCCCGACAAAGGACCCCGAGGAGGACGGCCGCUGCCGCAUUAUCCGCGCCCUCCCCAACACUGCCUCCCUCAUCCGCGAGAGCAUGACCGUCAUCGGUGCGCCGACGUACCCCCUCCCGCGCGAGGCCGCCAACCUCGUCACCUGGAUCUUCAAGCGCAUCGGCGACGUCGUCUACCUGCCCGCCGAGAACAUGGACGUCAGCACCGCCCUCUGCGGUUCAGGCCCGGCGUUUUUCUCUUUGGUUCUCGAGGCCGCCAUCGACGGCGCCGUCGCCAUGGGUCUCCCGCGCGCCGAGGCCACGAGGAUGGCGGCGCAGACUAUGAAGGGCGCCGCUGGCCUGGUCCAGAACGGCGAUCACCCUGCCCUCCUUCGCGACAAGGUCACUACGCCUGGUGGAUGCACUAUCGGUGGUUUGCUGGUGCUCGAGGAGGGUCGUGUGAGGGGUACCGUCUCGCGUGCCGUGCGUGAGGCUACUGUUGUUGCCGGCCAGCAGGGCCAGGGCAUCCAGGGGGUGAACGGCACCCGUUUCGUUUCGCAGUCGGGAUACCCUCAGUUCUGAGACGGUUGGAAAAGUUUAUAGAUUUCUGCGCAAGAGUACAUAAUGUACAAUUCUCAUGAAUAAUGAAUAAAUACAUGUUAUCUAGCUUGGUUUAUCUGGCCAACAUUGUGUCUACUUACUUUUCCCGCACAACUAUCAGAUUGACUACUUCCAUUCUAGAGGGUAUAAUGUAAACAGGGGAGUGAACAUCAAAGUCAUAAUAAAAGUGAAUCAGUCUCAAGCAUUCAUUGUCUUGAUGGGAGUAAGAUCUAAACAUUGUUAAUGGUAGUAAACAUGGAUCAUUGUCUUCUAUCUCGGCGUCUUGAAUAUCAAAUCAGAAAGAGUAUUACUAUGUUUCAGACACAAAAAGAUAGUCAUGAAUGAAUAACAGACACUACAAACAUACGUGACAUUCAACUUAGUUAGGUACAGUAAAAGUGCAAAAGCUCGGCCUCCCUCACGGGAGACCUACGAAAACCCCUGCCGACUCUGUACGUCCUAUU